Messenger RNA from Symsagittifera roscoffensis, 4019 nucleotides. RefSeq names its product potassium voltage-gated channel subfamily C member 1-like. The record is from RefSeq and is a predicted model, not a curated record. Gene Ontology annotation, molecular function: protein binding; delayed rectifier potassium channel activity. Gene Ontology annotation, cellular component: voltage-gated potassium channel complex; neuronal cell body membrane; axon terminus. NCBI's taxonomy places the organism in Eukaryota, Metazoa, Xenacoelomorpha, Acoela, Convolutidae. Gene Ontology annotation, biological process: protein homooligomerization; potassium ion transmembrane transport.
UUGGCGUAUUUCACACUUUGCUGUUUUUAUUGUAUCACAACCAUUUAAAUUAUUUGACCUAAAUAAUAGCAUUUGCUGAACACCAUUUAUAUUCAGCAACUGAUUCUGAUUUUUUCUCUCGUUUAUCCUUAAGAGUCGAUUUACUUUCAUUAACAUUUUAGACAAUACCGUGUUUAGAAUUAUGAUAAUUGAAUUUAUAUUACUUUUCGAUUUGUCACCGUUUAAUUUUUAUUUCAGCGACUUACGAGAGAUUCUGAAAAACUGCCGUGUCAGCACCAAUCAUGGAAAUGUGUACUUCCCGGAAGCAUCAAUUAACCCCCUUUGAAACACCGCAGUUACUAGCCUAGUCAUUCCUUCAUUCCAUUCAAUAUCUUUCUCGUACAAAUUCACGUCACAAAUUACCGCCGGCGGUUUAAAAGAAGGCAGAAGGCGUUUUUAAUAAAACGCUGUCGGAAAAGAAGCUUUAGAGACAGCAGUCUAUCGUGAGCCCAAUUAUCAUCAUAACAAAAGACUGUCUGCCGCCUGAUUUUGAAACCUUCAAAAAAUCCUCGCGGUCAAAAUUUAAAUCUAUAUCAAGGAUUUCAAAAUCUCAAAAUUGCUAUCCUACCCUUGGAGCGAAUUUAGGUUAAACCUAUGAAUGGGGAGUGGAAAAAUGAAUUUGUGGAAGUUUUGAUAUCGGUUAAGCUCUCCGAUUUGUUAACUGACAAGUUUCUUCCUGUUAGUUGAAAAGACGGAAAGUCGCAUUAGCCCCCCAGAAUCAGAGGCUUAUGAAGUUAAGUUAGCCGCUUCCUCGGGCUGAAACAUGGAAAAAUGUGACGUCACAAAUUUAGUCCAAAAGUUGACUUCAACCCACAUAUUUCUGAAUCGUGUUUUGUUUUUCGAAUCUGCUUCAAACAAGCAGAACAGAACUUACUUGGCUUACUUUUAUUUGAUUUAUUCAGUGGCAACCUUGGUAUUAAUAACAAUUUUAACACCAUAUUAUGAGCCUUUUAAAACCACCUAAAAGUUCGUUCGUACAAAUUUAUGAGCUGAACCAUUAAAUGGUAUAGCAAACUUAAAUCCCAGUACUGAAGGAACGUGUGCAUUUCCAUACCAAUUUGUAUAUUUUUAGGUUUAUAGACUGAAACACUGAGAUUUGUCUUUAGAGGAUUAUCAGGCAAAAAUAUUACGAAUUGAGUUUAGCUCCCCGCCGCAGUGACCUAUUUUCAAACCUCUGAAGUGUAAUAAAGCAACUGUAAUACAAAUUAUACAACUUAAUUUGUUGUUUUUGUAGGAGCCGACAUGAUUGUGAAGUUCAACUUUAUGAAAUUAUUUCAACCUUCUUUGAUCAAAAUUUCCCUGAACUUUUCGGUUACAAUUAUUUGAAACAUUGUCAAGCCUUCUCACAGCGUUUAUAUAGUAGGUUUUUACAUAUUGGAAUUAUAUGCCACCAACUUUGUUUUCCCCCUCCCAAUAAUCACCAGAACUCUCCCCGGCCGGCCGGACCAAAUGCUGGUGGAGCUGACUUCCGUCAAGUUCUGACCGAGUGACAGUUUUGGUAGUCAAGAUUGAAAACCUUAUCUGGGCUUUUUAUCUCUCUAUUGGAUUAUUUUGGAUAUAAACUAGAAGUUAUUUUCUUUGCAGUGAAAUUGGAACAAGGAAAAUUCGACCUGGAGCGGCAUUUCUUUUGAAACAACCGCAAAAUGUUUGGAGGAAUCAGCGGUUCAGGGAACAGACGCAGCCAGUCUCGAAGUGGAUCUAAACAGCCUCUCUCCGCCUACGAUUCCCUAGACGACCCAAACAGCCUCGCCAACAGACAGACAGAGAAAGUGACUCUAAAUGUGGGGGGAACAGUAUUCAUUACAUUCAAAGACACCCUUGUAAGAGUGCCAUGUACCCGGCUGUACUACUUGAUGAAGACACCCUGUGAGAAUCUUCAUCCGGCAGAGUACGAUACGGAGACUGGAGUCUACUUCUUCGAUAGACAUCCGGGCUUGUUCGAACAUAUUGUAAACUAUUACAGAACUGGUCAGUUGCAUGUUCCUCGAGACAUCUGCUGGCCCCUGUUCGAGAAUGAGCUCAACUAUUGGGGACUAGACCACACCCAUCUCGAGUCAUGUUGCUGGAUGGUGUACAGGCACCACACAGACAACGAGAACACCCUGAAGGCCCUGGACGAGGAGGACAAGAACGAGAAGUUGGACCCUAGAGUGGGGGACAACACUUUGGGCAAAUGGGACAGAAACAUGUGCAAACUCUGGACACUCAUUGACGACCCCAUGUCAUCCAUACCCUCUAAGUGCAUAGCUUUCCUCUCUCUCACUCUUAUUCUAGUGUCAGUGGCAAUAUUCUGUCUGGAGACACACAAAUUGUUCCGGGAGGAGAAGGGCAAAAAAGUGUUCAACAUAACCCUCUCAAAUGGCGAGACAAUAACACGCACCGAAAUCAUCACAGAACCUCUAGAGUUCCUGUUCUAUAUCGAAACAGUCUGCAUCAUUUGGUUCUGCAUCGAAUUCUUUGUUCGCCUUAUAUCCUGCCCAAGUAAAGCCACAUUUCUCAAGAGCCCUCUUAACAUUGUGGAUUUUCUAGCCAUCUUGCCUUAUUUUGUAGACCUCUAUAAGAUAUCGAGUAACUCGACCGGGUUUCUCAGAAUCGUCAGGAUUUGCAGGGUUUUUCGAGUGUUCAAGCUAACAAGACACUUAACAGGGCUGAAAAUUCUUUGGCACACGUUACACGCAAGUAUGAAAGAACUAUUUAUUCUUGCCAUCUUUAUGUGUCUUGGAGUCGUCAUCUUUGCCAGUUUAAUUUUCUACGCCGAACGUCUUUUUGAAGAUUCAGAUGACAAUCCGGAGACUGAUUUUAUCGACAUACCACAUGGCUUCUGGUGGGCUCUCGUUACCAUGACAACGCUGGGUUAUGGUGACAUGGUGCCCAAAACGUUUUCAGGUCAAAUCGUUGGAUCUCUUUGCGCCCUUUGUGGGUUAUUGACAAUCGCUCUUCCAGUACCAGUUAUAGUAUCUAAUUUCUCCCUCUAUUACAGCCAUUAUCAAGCGAAAGUGAAACUGCCCAAAAAUCAUUUUAAAGACAAAGACGGCAGCUCUGCAAGUCCUGGAAACUCAGGGUUUAACUCGGGAUCACAGACAUUAGCAGGGUCGCCCAUACAUCAGCGGUUCUCGGAAAUCGUUGAAGCGCCCGAAGAAGAUCACAACCCAAGUCAUAAAUCGUUAUUUGUUGAACUGGAGAGAGAAGACUCUUUUGAUGAGCCGCCGCCGAAUGGUCCUUCCGACUAUGGCGGGGCUUCGGAGUACAGGGUUCCAGUUGGGAGACGAGGGCGACGUCCAGUAUCGUACACGGACGGAGAACUGCCAAAUAUAUUUCCAUCUCAAUCUCAACAACACAUCAUAGCCAAUGACGUGCGCCAAAGUGAGAAUCACUUGAGUAAAUAUCCGCGAAAACAAUCUGCGCCACUAGAGGUAAAAAUGAGAGAUUUGAUCCCCGGACCUCCGGAGACUAAUUAUAAUAUUCACUAUGCGCCUCAACGGUACUCCGCUCCCAUUUCCCCCUUUGAACCUGUCAUCAGUGUCGAAAACCACAUCAAUCAAAGUCACGGAGAUGACAUGGAACUGGCGGGAAAACAGACAAUGAGUCAGAGCUUUCUUCCUUAUAUGGACCAAAAUCAUCAUCAAACAUCCUUGGACUCAACAUCCAUCAAAUUAGUUCCAUCAUCAUCAUCAUGUAAUAAUAUUAAAAACAUCCAUCACAAACCAAGUAAGGCGCCAUUGCCGACAGAAGCUUCAUCUGAUAUCAGUUCGAAAAGUCAACAAGCAAACAACACUUCAAGUAACAACAGAGGCAAAAGUAAACAACAAAACAGAAAGUCAACAACGCAAUAUGUCGAAGUUGAAUGUGAAGUUUGAACUUUAUUGUCAAAUGAAAAUUGAUUUUCAAAAUGAACUGAUUUUUUUUUCAUUUGUAAAUUGUACUCUUAGAUGUUUAAUUUUAACACAGUGACUAUCGUAUAGUUUCUAUAGUGGCAACUA